CCCAAAUUGAUGGCUGGGACAUUACCAACGUCUUUCCUUCGGAACGAGAAUCCAGAAUCAAAUUUGAAACGGUCUCAGCCAAUCACCAUAACGAUCAGUUGCUCCCCCCCACGCGUUAAUUACAGUAGACACCACUUAUUUCCUAGUUCUCACUUGCUUUGUCUUCUGUUCCCACUGAAGAGCUAUGCUACCGACCUUGACCGUCCUCCACAAAUCCUCCUUCAGAGUCCUUCCCGGUGAUCGUCCUAUGCUCAAGUCUAUAAAUUCUACGUUCUCUGUCGACUUAUCUGUGUCAAAGUCGAGUUUUUUUGGUGGGUUUGUCUCAAAGAAAGGUGUUUGUGAGAGAAAUAGAGUCCAGUUUCUGAACACAAUGGCUAAAACUUCUGCUUUUAAAGGUGGGGAUGGUGAUGAAGGUGUUAGAGUGCUUGAACAGGAAACUUUUGUUGAUGGGUCACCCAAGUUUGGUCGGAAGCUUAUGGCUGAUGGGCUGGAGCCCACCCUCAAUAGAAUGAGCAAGUGGCUUGUAGCUGCCCUUUUUGGUGGUGUCAUUCUUUGGAGGCAUGAUGCGGAAGCCUUAUGGGCUGCUAUGGGGUCUGUUCUAAAUUCUAUACUCUCUAUUAUCCUCAAACGGAUACUAAACCAAGAGCGACCUGUUUCCACAUUGCGAUCUGACCCAGGGAUGCCAUCUUCACAUUCACAAUCCAUCUUCUUCACUGUCGUGUUUACUAUUGUGUCAAUUAUGGAAUGGCUUGGGAUUAAUGAAUUUACAGUAAUCAUCAGUGGUCUCACUCUGGCAUUUGGUUCAUAUCUGUCAUGGCUACGGGUCUCACAACAAUUUCAUACAGUAAACCAAGUUGUCGUGGGUGCUAUAUUGGGAUCCAUUUUCGCCAUUUUAUGGUCAUGGUCUUGGGACACUGUUGUGCUAAAAGCAUUUAUUUCCUCUUCGUGGGUUCGAACAACUGUUGUUCUGGGAGCUGCCGGACUUUGCCUAGGCUUUCUUGUAUAUGUGGUUCGCAAUUGGUUUAGGGAUGAGGACCAAUUCUCCGAAUAGUAGAUAUAAUUGCUUGCUGAGCUGCAAGUUUUCUACAACUUUUCUUACUAAACAAACAAGAAGCUGAACUAAUGAACCACAUGAUGAGUGUCUGCAGCAGCAGAUGUAAAAUUCUAGGCAGAAAUUGUAUAGUAGAGUAAUUGUCUUAUUCUUGAUUUGAGAACUUCAUAAUAGUCUGCUGUGGAUUGGCAUUUUCC
This is a messenger RNA of Corylus avellana, 1248 nucleotides long. RefSeq names its product Phosphatidic acid phosphatase (PAP2) family protein (gene LPPEPSILON2). NCBI's taxonomy places the organism in Eukaryota, Viridiplantae, Streptophyta, Magnoliopsida, Fagales, Betulaceae. The record is from RefSeq and is a predicted model, not a curated record. Gene Ontology annotation, cellular component: intracellular membrane-bounded organelle; endoplasmic reticulum membrane. Gene Ontology annotation, molecular function: dolichyldiphosphatase activity. Gene Ontology annotation, biological process: protein N-linked glycosylation; lipid biosynthetic process.